Molecule: messenger RNA, 1100 nt
Organism: Hypoxylon trugodes
Lineage: Eukaryota; Fungi; Ascomycota; Sordariomycetes; Xylariales; Hypoxylaceae
Exons: 1
Coding region: 202-732 (176 amino acids)
Source: RefSeq, a predicted model, not a curated record
GAUUUGUUCAAGCCGGCUUGGCCCGUCAAGGAAGUAACAUACGUAAAGCGUUGGUAGCUUCACCGACGAUAUUCUCACAUAACUAACUCCAUACACCUUCUCUUCUCACCGGCUCUACCAGGUGCUCUCAUAUAUGAUGCGUAACGCAAUUCCUUAAACCCAACACCACUAAAAUCCAAACCCUCCCUGUCAAGAGUCAAGAUGCAUCCUCAUCAACUCCUCAUAUCUCUAAUCGCGCCCACCGCAGCGCUCAGUCUACCCUCAACAAUCGCACCGCGCGCCGCCGCCCAAACAUGCGGUCUUUACAAGUACGCCCAAAGUCCCAAUAAUCCACCAGCAUGUUGGGCAUGGUACGCCUCGACAUCUCCAGCAUCCGACUAUUGUGGAGGCAGCAGCUUCAACACGAUCUCCACAUCGACGUCCUCUUCGUCGUCUUGGCUAGACUCAUGCACAUCUCUGCGCACAACCGAACAGUCCGCACCACGAGAUUUCUUCCUAGCGAAUUAUGCAACAAAUGCAUUCAACACGCUGCUGACUUCAGGAAGCUGUGCGUUCCAAGUUCAGCCCGCGACGCCGCCGUCAAGCGACCAAGUCUAUGUGGGUGGUACAGAUGUAGUAGAUAUUCUCGGAUCUGCAAUAACUGCUAGCCGUGCGGCGGGAGGUAAAGUCGGUAUCGAAGGGUCUAUGACAUGUUCGCCAGGAGUCGUGAGGUGGAGAAUAGUACCUGUGUAAACGGAGAACUCGUGUAGUCGUAAAGGGAGGGGAGUAGCAAAGCGAAAGGUUUACUAGAAUCUGUACAUAUACCAUAUUAAUAGAUAUUUUCUGCCCAAGUAUUCCGAACUAGGAGGGGUUUCUCAUAGAUGAAGUUCCUGGCCCCAUCUCGACCAGACUGCUUCCCUUUUUCUUCAAAACAAAGUACACAUAAUCAUAUCACGAAAAGAUUCCAAAUUGAAAACGAUCAAAUACUUUUUGUAUUGCAGCAGAGCGCCUAUAGCGAAUGUCUCUCCUCAUUCCGUCAACUGAAUACUCUCCCCUUGCACGAGACCUUAGAUCCCCGUUACCUCCCAAACAACAAUGCAUCGUCGCCCUGUUGAUGGCUA